CCGGAAGCUGAUCAAAAAAUGUAAACAAACCUUAUCUUAAUAUAGAAUGUUAACUUGAUUCUGUAAAGAUAAGUAAAUUGUAAGAAAAUAUGGUAGAGCCAAUAUUUGAUUUUCAGUUCAGAGUUAUUCUGAUCGGAGACAGUACCGUUGGUAAAUCGUCAUUGUUGAAAUACUUCACAGAUGGAAAAUUUUCAGACGCAUGUGAUCCAACUGUUGGUGUUGAUUUUUAUGCACGUCUGAUUGAAGUAAAUCCUGGUGUCAGGGUAAAACUACAGCUUUGGGACACAGCUGGACAGGAAAGAUUUAGGUCCAUUACAAGAUCUUACUAUAGGAAUUCAGUGGGUAUUUUAAUCGUAUUUGACAUAACUAAAAGAAAAAGCUUUGAGAAUAUUACACAGUGGUUAAAAGAGUCAAAAGAUCAAACAGAACCACAUAAAGGUGUAUACUUAAUUGUUGGUCACAAAUCUGAUCGUGAUGAAGAACGACAAGUCACAACUAGAGAAGGUAAAAUGUUCGCAGAAAGUAAUGGACUGAGAUAUAUCGAAACUUCUGCUAGAAAUGGACAGAAUGUGGAGGAAGCGUUUCUUUUAUUAGCCCGUGAAAUACAUAAAUUGAUACAAGAUGACAAACUACACGUGGAAGACGGUUGGGAUGGUGUAAAACAUGGAUUUUCUAGACCACCGAAAGAACCAUUCCAUGUUGUAGAGGGUGAACCAGAAGGUAGUGGAUGCUGUUGAUACAAAUAAUAUAUAGGUGUAGAAAAGAAAACUGAUUUCUUUUAACUAAUUGUUAAAAAUAAUGUAAAACUACAGCAAUGUGAUUGGUAAUUUCCUGUGCACAGUCAUUUAAGUCAUAAUGUGUAGUUUAAUAAGUUCAAUGUUGCUGUAUUUGAAAGUAUGUAUCGAUCGAUCAGCUCAUAUAAAUUAUUAGAAUUAUUGAAAUGAAAAAAAAAUGUUGAGUGAAACAAUUAAAUAAAUCUUUUUAAAAUAGCAUUAAAUUUCAUUUUUACCAAAUUUGAUUAUUUAAAAAAAGGACAUUUUCUGGAUUUUUUUUGACAAAAAUAUUAUUUGUACAUUUUGAGAAGAAAAAAAAAUAAAGACCAUGAACAAACUUUGAAAGAAUGCACCUUAAUGUACCUUGUCUGUGCUUUAAUCAGAUUUUUAAUUUCACACUUUUAAUGCUUGCAGAUCAAAGAAAAAAUGUACUUUUUAGUCAUUAUGCUAAUGUUGUUAAUAUUAUUUUAAAUAUGUUAUAAUAAAUCACAAUCUUGUUAAGAAAUAUUCAUUGUUUACAUUUGUAAACUGCUUUUAUUUAGAUAUCAAAUAUUGAUUUAAAUGUUCUUCUGAUUGUUGAGCAACCUUUAAAUUUACCAUUUUACCAUAAAUAUAAAUCAUGUAUCACAUUAGUCAGUAUUUUUUGCUGAUAUUUAUUAUUUAAGUGCUAUUUUGUCUCAAUAUUUAUCUAUUCUUGAGAAUUACAUGUACUAUAUUAUUUUACAAGUAUUUUGGAUACCAGUGUAUUUACUUGCAGAAUAAUUAAACCAGUGAAAUAAUAUAUCUUUUUAUAAUAUAUAUAUAUAUGUAGAUUACAGAAAGUUUUGUUUUCAUAUCAUUCUUAUUUUACUAAGGCAUUUUUGUAGCACUGAUUUCGCAAAUUUGGAAAGAAAUUUCAGUCUCAGUCUAAUAUUCUGCUGCAUAGAAUUUAGACAAGCUGAUAUUUAUUAUUGACAACGAAAAUUUUAGGAUUUACAAUGAAGCGUUAAUUUAAACAGACCUAAGUCACAAUUGUCAUGAAUAUUUUUUUUUUAUGAUAAAGAGAUUAAAAAAAAUAGAUAGAAAUUUAGAAAAUAGAGAAUGUGUCCAUGCUACACAUCUGAGGUUCCAGCUUGCAUGUAAUGUUAUAAAGGGACAUACCUAGAGAACUGUGAAUGUGAUACCACCCAAAUUUGAACUUGAUCUGUGUUUUAUGGUAAUAAGCAUUGUGAAUAAGUUUCAUAAGAUUUGGCCAAUCUAAAUUUAGAAAAUGGCAACUAAUUUUGGAACAUAUGUACGUAUGAAUGAACAAGGCUAAAACUUAAUGCUAGCUUUGUUUAGUGUCGGGCUAAAAAAUAAUGUAAACAUCCGCAAAAUUGUAUCCAAAAACAACAGGUUUAUAUUUGGAAAAAAAGUAUUGCUUAUAGGGUCUUAUUAAUGUUGUUUUUUUUGUUAUAAAGUACAUGCAUGUGUAUACAUAAUUUUAUGUUCUCGUCCAAAGAAAAAUAUCUACAUGUAAUUCCAUAUUUAUUCAAAUUGCUAAAAAAAUGUUAAAAGUUUAAUCAGGUUAAUAAUUUAUUUUUAAGUUUGUGUGUUUGUCUCCUUAUUUGUAAUUAGUCAAAAUAUUUAUUUUUUAAGUCCUUUUUUCAUUUGUUAUUUGUGUACCAUAACAAAAUGUAUAUUGUUUGAAAGGAGUUUUAUUUUUAAUUGGAACUUAGUUUUCUACACAACGUGCAUUUUUUAACCCCAAAAUUAUUUAAACCAAUUCACUGCUGUUUUUUGUUGUCUAUGCAAUGCUUUAGUACAUGUAAGUAUGUUAAUAGUUACAUGUAUAACAUUUUAUGUAUGCCUCUUUUUGUUUUGAAGUGUCUCUGUGCAUUAUUAGUCUUGUUCAGGAAUUUAGAAAUCCCCUUUAAACAGUUGGUUCCAUAUCUUGUGCAUGCUAUGCUGAAUAUCACAAAAAUGUUGUUGUUCAUGAUUUCUAAAUUGAUGGUGCAGUCAUACAUGUACUUUAGCUGCAGGACAUGCAAGGCAUAUUUCUUUCCUUAAUUUUUUUUCCAAUAUUUUUUAAGCAUAAUACUCGCGGGCUUUGGUGCAAUUUGUUCUAUAAGAUUUAGUUUGUGCUUAAAUUAUUAUAUCAUGUAGACAUGUAUUUCUUAAAUAAAUUAUAAGUGUGUGAUUGUGUGUAUAUUUGUGUGAAAUGGGGUCAAUUUAGUGAGAAAAAAAAUCUAAUUAAAAAAUGUUUGUUAUAUGUAAAAUAAUAUCAACUUUUUGAAAUUAACCUUUGAGUAAUUUAUUAUUUUAUCAGCGAGGUUUAUGAAUGCUUUUCUAAAAUAAACACUUAUUCUGCAGCUGAUGAUCUAAGAGCAAAGACAUCUUCUUAUUUGAAUCCAAUUACCUAAUAAUAAUACCAUAUUCUGUCCAUUCCUUUGUAAUUAUUUGUCCUUUUAUUUUUGUAUCAUUUAAAGUCCAAUUCUUCAACCAAUGAAGAUAGUUAAACAUUAAACCAUAAAAGAUAUAACUAAAAUUACACAUCAUAUACCAUAUCUUAAUAGGCACUGGCUACGGUUACAUGGAAAUGUAACAAUAAUAGGGAGAAGUGGAUACAAAUUUGACAAUUUGAGUUUGAAUGAAUUUUUAGAAAUAUGAUUUUAGAUUUCUAGGCCCCCCUUUUUUGUUGGAAAAUUUGGUUGAUUAAAUAGGGAAUCACUGAAGCAUGACUGGAGUGGGUCCCCCUUAGAUCAGUCAGCAGCCCCCUCCCUCUUUAAGAAAAGUUCUGGAUCCACCAGUUAUUAAUGACUACAAAUUAAAUCCUAUCUAUUUUGAUUGUCAACAUAUUCAUAUUUUAUAUGAGACUGAUCAUUCUUAUUUAUUCAUCAUAUAUUAAUAUAUAAUCAAAUAAAUUUGUUAUCCAACUACUUAAAAAGAUUAAAAUACUUUAUCAUAUAUUACUUAUCAAAACCUUGCAAUUAAACACAGAUUAUGAUAUAUGCUGGUAUAAUUUGUUUAUUACAUGUUUAUAUUCAUUUAAAUAUAUCCCAUAUAUUUAUAUUUAGUUAAAGAAACUUUCAUUAUUACUAUACUAGUAUAUUUAAGUUUGUAAUAACAUAAACAUAUUUGUAGAUUAUUGAUUUUUGCAGGAGCCAAUUUUGGUUAAAUGAAAAAGGUUGAUGUUUCAGGGAUAUUUGGGGUUUAUCAAUUGCUAGUUGACUUAAUGCCACUUUUUAAAAGGUAGAUUUUGUAAGUUUUACAGUUAGUGUUUUUUACUAGCCUCAAAACCAACGAUUAGGUUCAAAAAUGUUUUACCAAGUAUGGAAAACCCUGCCUUUCUAUUGUUUCUAUAUGUGUGAUUUUCUCUUAUAAUAUUAUUAAAGUAUUUUGAAUUUACUUUACUGCGACUUGAAAGUUAGUGUAGCUCCCCACCUAUUACAACUUAUUCAAAAUUCUGAUCAAAUUGCAAUUUGUUUUAUUUAAACCAAACUGUUCAGAAAUUUUAACAAACUGCUGUAGAAAAUCACAGUCAAGUUGUUAAAGUGCAAGGUGAUAAAAUCUAACAUACUUACAAUCCUAUAAGACUUUUAACUCCACUUUACUGUUGAUGUGAAAAUUUAGGCUAUCAGUUUGUAAAGAUAUACUAUACCGGUAGUCAUUACCAUGCAAAAGGUGAAAUGUAAUUUUGAAUUGCUAUAAAAAUGUCCAAAUAAUCUUUCAUAUAAAUUUUCUUUCGAAAAACACAAAUAUCUGAAGUCUGAAUCAUUAUAGCCAGUUGAACACCCAAUUUUCAUGUCAAUUGGUGGCAAAUAUUGAUUUAAGCUUCUUGAGAUUUGGAUGAAUAGAACAUAUUGGAUCAUUUUGCAUUAAAAGGCACAAAGAAUUUGAGCAAUGAAAAGCUUGCAAUUAUUGAACUACACAAUUAUUGUAUUUCACAUAUCAAACAGUUUCCCACCUUUCCAUUAAUUCAUGUGAAGCAUACUCCAUUAUAUUGGAUAAAAUGUAAAAACAAUAUACACCAAAAGUCAAUGAAUUUAAGUCAUCUUUGCCUAACUCAUUCAAAUAUGAAUGCUUAAGUUAUCUAUAGGCAAGUGUUUAAACUUGUCUGCCAAUAAAUUAUAUUGGAAUAUGAAGCUUUAUAAUUGUUGUUACUGCCAUUAAAAGUGUUUUUUUGUGAUAUGAAUUUAUUUUUAAAGGCUUACAAGAUCUGAAAGCCAGUCAUGAAUAGUCUGGAUUUCAAUUUUGGUUGUAUUUAUGUACAAGUAUAAAUGUAUGCUAAAUAUGUGUGCAAUAAAUCAGUAUUAAGAUUUAAA
Messenger RNA from Mytilus trossulus (common blue mussel), 5056 nucleotides. Its product is annotated as ras-related protein Rab-39B-like. The coding region runs from base 90 to 737 and encodes 215 amino acids. Gene Ontology annotation, biological process: vesicle-mediated transport. Gene Ontology annotation, cellular component: Golgi apparatus. Lineage: Eukaryota; Metazoa; Mollusca; Bivalvia; Mytilida; Mytilidae. The record is from RefSeq and is a predicted model, not a curated record. The transcript has 2 exons. Gene Ontology annotation, molecular function: GTP binding; GTPase activity.